Anneissia japonica is the source of this 956-nucleotide messenger RNA. Its product is annotated as RAD50-interacting protein 1-like. Lineage: Eukaryota; Metazoa; Echinodermata; Crinoidea; Comatulida; Comatulidae. Gene Ontology annotation, cellular component: Dsl1/NZR complex. Gene Ontology annotation, biological process: endoplasmic reticulum to Golgi vesicle-mediated transport; retrograde vesicle-mediated transport, Golgi to endoplasmic reticulum; regulation of ER to Golgi vesicle-mediated transport. The record is from RefSeq and is a predicted model, not a curated record. Bases 398 to 808 code for a protein of 136 amino acids. The transcript has 3 exons.
UCCAGUAAUAAAUGCCAGUUUCUUGUUUACUUGUAGACCAUUACAAGACCAUUCUUUAUUGCAGUAUCAACUCCAGUUUCUUGUUUACUUGCAGACCAUUACAAGACCAUUCUUUAUUCCAGUAAUCAACUCCAGUUUCUUGUAUUUACUUGCAGACCGGUACAAGACCAUCCCCUAUCCUAGCAAUCAACUCCAGUUUCUUGGUCUUCAACUUGACCUGUUGGAUGACUUUCGUGUACGAUUACUUCAAGUUGCUAAACAGGAGGCCCGCAAUCCACUCAGCACUGUCUACUGUGCAAUAAUCAACUCGGUGAAUUAUGUUAUAAGAGUACUGGAAGAAUGGUCAGAUCAAUUGUUUUUUCUAGAGUUACAAUAUCAUCAUAAUGAAGAUGAGAACAUGGCUGCCUUCAAUGAAGCGUUAGAAAGCACUGGUGCCAAUAUCAACAUCAAUCUUUUAUCAAAAGGUCUUGAAGGCGAGAAUUUAGAUGCCAUGCAAAGAACUGUCUUUGAUGAUAUUUUAGAAUUGUACAAACACAUGCAACAAGAUAUGUGUACAAAGGUCAACUCAUGCAUCUUGAACCAGCUCAACUCAAAAGCUAAACUAUACUUGAAGGAAAAAUGGUUUUCACUUCCUUCAACCAAAGAUUUAGCGGGUCAGUCAGUAACAUGUUCUGCCUGCGAGAUGCUCCUUUUUAUAAAGGACAACCUCUACUUCCUUCAAGAACAGUUAUGUCAACCACUCUUCAAAAGAAGUUGGCGUUUGAUGGCAGAAGGAGUUAAUACGUUUCUAUAUGAAGAGGUAAUAUAAUAAAACAAAACAAGGCCAGGAUUUGUGUUUAUCUUGUGAGUACUAACCUUGAUAAACUGCUGACUAAGUGUGAAUUCUUUUUGCGAAUUAGGCUACAUUAGAAUCUAAAGCUGUGUGGGUGUGAUGUUAUGUUUAUAGAAGGUCCCUU